AUACCGUGUGUUGGUAGAAGUAACUUAUUUGAUAUUGUUUCAAGUUCUGUUUGAGUUCCUUUUGAAACAACAAACCAGUGGUACUUCAUUAUGGCUGGAAGAGGUCGAGGUCGCGGGCGUGGUCGAGGGUCGUCGUUUGCUGCUGAUGCCCUUGGAUUAGGAAGAGGAGGAGAAUCAUUGCCACCUCCCACUGCUCAGCCGCCACCGCUUUUUCCUCCUCUUGAAUUCUCCCCAGCACCUCUGCCCACAAACGAAGGGGAUAAUUACAUGUACCUCCUUAAACAAGAGUUUAGAGGCUAUAUGAGGGAGUCGCCAUAUUACAUCAAACCUCUCAACAAGAAAAAAGAUAUUGAACGUUAUUCUGACAAGUACCAGGUAGGGUCUGGAGAUAAUGGGAUAGAGUGGCAGCCAGACUGGAAGAGAUUUCCAAAGGAGUUAAAGAUGGUAUCUCGGAAAGCAAGACCACCAAAAUCAAAAAGCUCGGUGAAACCAUCCUUGUCUACCGCCAGAGUUUCAAAGAUUGCUAAUGAAGAAGUCAUUAAGAAAUUAGAUGAGUUGGAAAAGAAAGAAGAUGGUACAAAAUCAGGAGAGGAGGAUGAAGAAGAAGAGGAAGGACAAGGAGAAGAGGAUGAAGAGGAAUAUUAUGAUGAAGAAGAACAAGAAGAGGGUACAGACUACAUUUCCAAUUACUUUGAUCCUGGAGAGGAUUACAUUGAUGAAGAUGAUGGACUGGAUGAUGGACCGACAUACUGAUGUGUUACCAUGGUGAUGUCACAUCGAUUGGAAUCAAUAGAUGCCUGUUGCUCCUCGGAGAAGAUGGAUGACAAGAAUCAUCUUGGUGGUAGGGUAGAGUGCAAUAAUUACCAUUGUGGUAGGAACAGAGGAAUUGACCACAACUAUGUGGUCCAGAGUUCACUCUGCAUAUCUUACCAUCAAACGAUUGCCGCCUAAUGACAACAGGAGGGAUUCUGUGCAAACUCUUCUGUUGGAUUGUGUGAAAUGUACUAAAUUUUUAGUCAUGGAGUGAUAAUAGAAUUCAAAGAUUUCGCUUUUGAAGGAUGGAGUCACCCCAAUUCUAUGAUUGGUGACUUGGGUUGAAAAUGAUGCAGAAAUAUUCCAGUGUCAGAACUGAUGAGAGAUAAUAGGUAGAAAGUAUUCAUCCAAGUACAUGUAUUUGCAUUUGAUGCUCUUCUUAGCUGAGGAAAACACAAAUCGCAGGUGGUGAUUCUCGCAUGAUGAGCAGACUAUCAGGUGUGGCUUGCUAUACCAAAGAUGCCAAGGUCCUG
Molecule: messenger RNA, 1286 nt
Organism: Lytechinus variegatus (green sea urchin)
Lineage: Eukaryota; Metazoa; Echinodermata; Echinoidea; Temnopleuroida; Toxopneustidae
Gene: polr3gl
Product: DNA-directed RNA polymerase III subunit RPC7-like
Exons: 6
Coding region: 91-753 (220 amino acids)
Biological process (GO): transcription by RNA polymerase III
Cellular component (GO): RNA polymerase III complex
Source: RefSeq, a predicted model, not a curated record